This is a messenger RNA of Fraxinus pennsylvanica, 324 nucleotides long. Lineage: Eukaryota; Viridiplantae; Streptophyta; Magnoliopsida; Lamiales; Oleaceae. The record is from the annotation of a GenBank genome assembly.
AUGGGAUCUUUAACCGCUUACAUUUUUCAUGUCAGUCUCUCUAGUUCUUGCGACAAUCAGCUUGAUGUUGUCGUUUUCCCAAGACGUGCUCGUAAAUCCAAGGCUGGUGAUUCUACUCCAGAGGAGUUGGCAACAGCUACUCAAGUCCAAGGAUCUUACAUGCCAAUUGUACGGGAGAAGCCUACCGUGGAGCUCGUUAAGGUCACAGAAGAAAUGAAGUCAUUCAGGGCAUAUGACAAGCUACGUUUGGAACGAACUAACAAGCGCCAUGUUGGAGUAAGAGCCAAGAGGGCUGCUGAAGCUGAAAAGGAAGAGAAGAAAUAG